AUUCAGUUGAUUGCCAACAUUCUUCUUGUGUGCUUGCUUCUCUUCGAAAAAAAUAACCCCACACGGAAAAACGGUCGGAACAAAAGCUUCGUGGCACUAUAAAUUUAUGAGAAUUAUAAAAAUAAAUAAUGAAAAGUAUUUAACAAUAACAAAAAAAGCUACAGAGCACUCGAACAGUGUCGAGUCAUUUAAGUGACGCGCGUUUUUCGUUUUUGACAUUACAUACUAAAGUGUAUAAAAUAUGACAGACACGGCGGUAUAGGCAAAAGUGUGUUCAACCUGAAAUAAUUUCGAAUGUUAUGUGUAGUCUGAUAGUCAGUCAGUUGGUGUAUAUUUAUUUAUCGAUAAUAUAUUGACAUCUGCUCUUAACGAAUUUUUAAAAAACAAAAACCAAAAAUGAGAUAUAUUCAGAAAUUGUUUGCAAAGAAAUACUGUUUUAGUGACGUCGUUUGAAAUAAUUAUUAAGUUUUGUAAUACAAUUCAAUAUUGUGUAAUUAUUUAAUGAAAAUAUUUUCAAUAAUAAAAAAAUUCUAAGGUACGAGUGCCGGUUAAUGUGAAUAAAGAUGUGACUUUAGUUAAUAAUAUUAACCAUAUCUACAAGAAAUAUUUGUAAUUUAAGAACUAACAGAGACAAAACAAAAAUAUUUAAAAACAAAACAAUUAUUACAGAAGAAAAGAAUACAAGAGAAUUGAAAAAUAAAUAAAUAAAAUUAAAUGAAAUGAGCAAAACAUUAAACGAAUAUUUAUGGUGUGUGGAUUUGAGAAAAUUAAAAAAUAUUAAUAAAAACAAAUUCAAAGAAUUUUAUGAAAAACCACAACAACAAAAAUAACAACAAUUUAAGCAGAAAUUACCUGUAUCAUCAAUACUUUUAGAUAAUUGAGCAGAGUGUGCAAGAAAGCGAAUAACACAACGAAGAAGAAAUAUAAACAGCUUAACGACUUUUUAUGGAGAAAGAUAAAACAACAAGAAAAGAAAUAAAAAUCAAAUAGCAGAAAUCAACAAAGUCUUAAUAACAAUAUUACUUCCUAUAUCUAAAAUAAACCCACUUACAACACUAUACAUACACCGCACCCACCACAUCCUUAUUAAAGAAGUAACUAUUACAGCAGAACGAGCUGAUUGCGCCUGAAUGAGUGGGUUUGUAGAAUAAAAAAUGUGUAACGAUAGUAAAUGUGAGGGAAUAAAACAACAACUAAACCAGUAGCAGUGGGAAAACGAGAAAAAUACAAACAAAAAAACCUAAACCUAAAGCAACAACAACAAUAACAAUAACUUGGAAAAAUACCAUCACAUCAACUAUUAAACAAGGAUAACGGCAGCCAUUGAAAUAAACAAAUAAACGAACACAAAAACACAACACAUACAAUCUAGUAUUCAUGCACAUACGUUUGUGUAAUUCUACAUAUACAGACAGAUCGUGUGUGGAGGUGAACGAACAUUAACAAGUGAAGCAAGGAGAACGAGAGGACAAAACUGCUUUUCACACAAGUUCAAUGCAAUUUUAUGAACAGGUUUAUGUGUGCACACAAAUAAAGCUUCCCUAUUAUUUAGAGACAACUAACACAUUCGCUCCACCCUCUUUCCCAUUUGCGACAAUAAUAGCUCGUUUAUUCUCCUAUUAGAAUGCGAGUGAAUGCGUGUAAGGACAAGUACGUGUGAGUGCCUGGAAUUUAAAUGAAUUGCAUGUGUCUAAGUGAGAAAUUGUGUUCAAUGCGGCUUAAAUCAAACAUGCAAACUGCAUACUACAACAACAAUUCACAUGUGCAACAAUAAAAUAUUGCUAGUCGGUUUUACAUCCAACUGCAACUAACAGUUUUUAGUAUUCGGAACUUAAUUGUCCUGUUAAAGAUAAAAUUAAUCUACAACAACUAUUAUAGUAAAACAAAUAAAUAGAUAAAUACUAUAACCAGAAUACACAGACUCAUGGCACCAUUGUGUAAUAAUAAUAAAAAUAAUUAAUGAGUGUUUAAAACUGGAUUUUUUUUUAAUUUGCUAAAAUUAAAAGUCCACCGAGGACUACAAUUAAAAUUCACUUAAAUCGAAAAAAAAGUAUGGGAGUAAGAGAAAAAACAAUUGCAAUACUUAACAAUAAAUGUCUAGAGGCCACAAAAUAAAUGUAAAACUAUUUAGUUUCAUCACCACCAUCUCUACUCUGACUAAAAUACUGUAAAAAACAAUACAAUUUUACACAAAUAGAAAACUUGAAGGACAACAAUGCAUAAAGAAAUGAUACAAUACGAGAAGAACUACUGCGAAAAAAGUAAUAAUAGAAUUUAACUAGAAAUAUAAGAAAACAAACAAACACAUACAGAUAGAAAGAGAGUCAUUGUCAAUAGAAAAUAAUAAAUUGCAAGUCGACAUCAUCAGUUUACUUGACAGCAACAAUACACAAUAUUCCGAGUCAACAUUACCCAGUAGUUAUAUAAAGGAGUAAACACGUGGAUUGUUGUAAUGUAGAGAGUAAAUCAGUCAUUACUUUAGCAUCCUCAAGUAAUCCAGAGAAGAAGCAGUUUCGCCGCAUUGUGGGGUAGUUAGUGACAACAAACUUGUACAGCAAGUAAAAUUAUUAAUAUUAUAUUCUUAAAUAUUAAAUAACUUAGUUUUCCUAGUAAACAGUUUGUCUUAAAGAAAUAUAACAUUAAAAACUGUCGCAUUUUCAAGCCAUAUAAAAGGAAACUAAAUUAAAUAUAUAAAAACAUUCAUAUAAAAUAUUAAAUUAGUUUUUCUGUUUCAAACGAAAGUUCUUAAGUUUCCAGGUUGUAUCUGUUUAAGUAUAUCUCAAUUCUCAAACAAAAUAUAUAAAGAAUAAAUAAAUAUUUAAUAAAAGAAAAAUAAAAUAUACAAAACUAAAACUUGGGAAUUGCUAAGAGACUGUUGUGAUAUAAAGUUAGUUUUAAAAGUAUAAGAAAAAGAAAAUUUGUUAGUUAAAAUUAAACUUGGUUAAUUUUUUAAUAAUAUAAUAAUUUUGAAAGCUUUAAGCUAAGUAACUUUUUUUAAAGUAAGCUUUAAGCUUGCUUAAUAAAAAUUUAAAAACCAGUUUCAGAAAUUAUUGUAUAUAAUUAAUAUUUUUUGUUAAUAUAAAAUUUCUCUUAAUUAAAUUAGAAAAUACAGAUAUCUUAAAAGAAAGAUCAUAUGCAAUUUUAAUAAAGACAUAGUAGUGUUUUUUUUUUUUUUUAAUAAACAAGUUACUUUUUCAAUAGCUUUUAAUAGAAAAUUUUGAAAAUAAAUUUAAGAAAUUUAGAAAUUAAAAUAAGAUUUAUGCUCCUACAUUAAUUUAUUCUAAAUUUUAAUACUUUCAUCAAAACUAACUAAAAGUUAAAAUUAUUUAUAGAAAAUAAUUCAAUCAAAUUGUUAUCAACAUUACUUUCAUUGUUUCUUUAAAAUUAUGUUUUAAUCAUGUGGUUAUCAUUAUCUUACAUUUUUAAUGUAUACAAUAACUUAAAAUUAGUUAUUUCUUGAGAAGGAGUUUUUAGAAUUUUAACCACAAAUGGUUGAACUAACUACUACGGAUAUCGUUUAUCCGUUCUUAAUGCGUAAAUUACAAAUGCUUCAAACAUCUACAAUAUCACAACCUUUACUGCAACAACAACAAGUGUUACCACCGUCUGGUCUCGACAACGACAAUAUUGGCGAAUUCGAUUCGGCACCCAUCUCCAUACAAGACUUUAUCGAUAGUGUCCAAGUCACUCCUCAAGAUCAUUACACCACAAAUGAUUCCUUUACAAUACCGGGAUUAACGGGCAACGAUAGCCAAUUGUUUAAUACUACGAAUUUUGCUAAUCAGACUUUAAAUGGCACGUACCCAAGUAUUUAUGACCAACUCGCUUAUAUACCCUGCGAAGAGGUUUACGAUCCAAACGAUCAUAAUACGAUAGUGGAGUUUUGGGUAUGCGGCAUUUGUCUGAAUAUAGUCGGUGUCCUUGGCAUCAUAGGUAAUGUUAUAUCUAUGAUUAUAUUGUCCCGUCCUCAAAUGCGUUCUAGCAUCAAUUAUUUGCUCAUUGGUUUAGCGUGCUGUGAUACUGUUUUAAUUAUAACGUCAGUGCUGUUGUUUGGCAUACCGUCCAUUUAUCCCUACACUGGGCACUUGUUCCUUUACUAUAAUUACAUUUAUCCAUUUAUAUCGCCGGUGGUAUUUCCGGUGGCCAUGAUAUCGCAGACGGCCAGCAUAUACAUGACCUUUACAGUAACGUUAGAACGUUAUGUGGCCGUUUGCCAUCCGCUGAAAGCCAGAGCUUUGUGUACAUAUGGACGUGCCAAAAUCUAUGUGAUAGUCUCCAUCCUAUUUGCUCUCCUUUAUAAUAUGUCCCGAUUUUGGGAGGUGGUUACCAUCGACACUAGUAUUCCGAACAGUACGGUGGUUUUGCAUUGUGUGCGACCAUCGGUACUGAGACAAAAUCAAACUUAUAUCACGGUGUAUAUAUUGUGGUGUUAUUUCAUUGUCAACUAUGUCAUACCGUUUCUGACGCUAGCCAUACUCAACUGCCAGAUUUAUCGGCAGGUGAAGAGGGCGAAUCGAGAACGCCAACGAUUGUCACGUUCUGAAAAACGGGAAAUCGGUUUGGCGACCAUGUUGUUGUGUGUAGUGGUAGUCUUUUUUGUUUUUAAUUUCCUGGCCCUGGUGCUCAAUGUGUCCGAGGCAUUUUAUAAUUUUAUUGAUCAUUCUCUGGCGAAAAUAUCCAAUCUAUUGGUGACCAUCAACAGUAGUUGUAAUUUCCUUAUAUACGUAAUAUUCGGUGAGAAGUUCAAGCGUAUAUUCCUGUUAAUUUUUUUCAAGCGCCGCCUGAGCCGCGACCAACCCGAUCUUAUACACUACGAAAGCUCAAUUUCCAACAAUGGUGAUGGCACUUUGAAUCACCGGUCGUCGGGACGUUUCUCCCGACACGGUACCCAACGUAGUACUACCACCACCUAUUUAGUAACAGGAGCGAGUAAUAGCACUUUAAACAAUGGUCGCCUAAUGAAAAGUGCCAGUUCGCCGGGCGUUGUAAAAAUCAAACGUGGUCGGGCGCCAUCGCCCGGUCCAGUUGUUUAUUAUCCGGCGCGGGAAGUUCAACGCACCUCGCCCAUAAUGAUGAUGUCGAACAACAAUACUCCUUUAGGUUGUGAUUGGAUUGAUACGAAAAAUGGUCAAAUGACAUCAGGGUUCUGAGAAACGGAUGCCCUUUUCCAGCUCACCAAUGAGCACUUCAAAUAUCAUGUAUAUUUCAACAUAAUACUAUAAACAUUUUAUUUAAAGCAAACAAAAAACAAAUUUUCUUUAAGUUUAACUUGUAGAUUUUAGAAUUGUAUCUUUAUUAAACUGUUAAUUAUUUAAGAAACAACUGAAUAGCUUUAAUAAAUAUCAUAGAUAUAGAUUAUUGAUCCAUUACAAAACCACCCAAAGAUAAAAAAGUUAAUCGAACUAAUUAUGUAUGACUAAAUAUUAUAUUAGAAUACCGCUAAUUCUCGUAAUUACUUAAUAAUAAUGAAAGAACAAAAAUACAACAAAUUAUGUAAAUAUUAAACUCUUUGUAAAAUUUUAAAAUAAUUUACUCUUCGAACGAAAAAAAAACAUAUAUUUAAGUUUUUAUUUGUUUAUUACAUUUUGACCCAGACAAUUAUUGUUAAUUGAUUUUAUUUCACACAAUAUUUAUUCAUUUAUGGCAUUCAUCCAGCUUACAAAAGAAACAAAAAAUAAUUAAUAAAUUUACAUUUUUGUUAUGUGAUGUUUUAAUUUGUUUUCGUGGGCGUUAUUUUAUUUGAGCUCUUUAUUUAUUUGCUUUAUAUUAUGAUUCAAUUUUAACUGAAUCCAUUAAAAAUUAUUGAAAAUUUAAUUAACGGCCGACAACAUGAUGUGAGCGAUGGUAAAAUAGUUUUUACGUAAAGGUAAUUAAUCAUAUUUGAUAAACAAAAACAGUUUCUGACAGUUCUAUGGAUACAUUUAAAAGUGGCCUAUUAUAACCUAAAAACUUAAAAAUCUAUAAUUUUUAUCGAUAUCGUAAUGUCAAUAUCAAAAUUUUUAACGUAUAAAGUUAUUUAAGUACGAGAUCCAUUAAGCUAAUCUCAAAACCAAAUCCCUGCAAACGUUAUUGCAGUACAUAAUCCGUUUAGUAGUCCUAUGUAAUGCAGACAUGGACCAUGUGCAUCUUUAAAAACAAUAUGGUCCAUGGUCUGUAUUAUAAUGUUAUGGAAAAUGUGUUCCCAGACUGUAGUUAUGUUCCUGUAUAACAUGUUUUGUAUUAUAUUUGAAAUAGUAGUUUAAAUCAGUCCUUUGAAUAGGUAAAAUAGCUUGAAACGUGAUAAAUUUGGCUUUAAAAAGUUUCAUAAUUUCGGUGCAGGAUUUGUGAACAACCCUCCCUUGUACAUAAUGAAUAUGAAUUGAAAUUAAAUUUAAAAAUUUUAAAAAUUUCAAUACAAACCAUACCAAUUAACAAAAUUUUUACCAGUUUUUCCUACAAAAUGUUGUCUGGCCACUGUAGAACAAAAUUUAGUUGCAUUCAAAAUAAAUUAAAUUACACGGAUGAAAAUCUUUUUAUUUAUCACAAAUUUUGGUUUUAUUUAAAAUAAUCUAAAUGUACACAAAUACUUUAUUUUUUAAUUUUAUUUGUUUAAAAAAUAUCUUUAAAAACAUACCAGAAAAAACUAUUGAAACUACGAAAUUGAAUUGAACUAUGUUUAUUAUACAAAUAUUUAAUAAUAUUGUGCAAAACUGUAUCUAUUUAAAUAUUUUAUGAUUAAAAAUUAUAACAAAUAAAUGAAGAAAAUAUAAAUUAUUACUUAAAAAUACAAUUUCAA
Molecule: messenger RNA, 6775 nt
Organism: Lucilia cuprina (Australian sheep blowfly)
Lineage: Eukaryota; Metazoa; Arthropoda; Insecta; Diptera; Calliphoridae
Product: FMRFamide receptor
Exons: 4
Coding region: 3489-5150 (553 amino acids)
Biological process (GO): G protein-coupled receptor signaling pathway
Cellular component (GO): membrane
Molecular function (GO): G protein-coupled receptor activity
Source: RefSeq, a predicted model, not a curated record